AUGUUACCUGUGGAUCACUGCGGCACUUCGUCCCAGGCGAAGAGCCCUGCGCAUUGCCGCUUAAACCCUAGCCCGGUCUCUAGGGUUUAUAGAAUGAGCGCAGCGUUGCGAGGAGGAGCUCGAGGCGCGGCUUCGCUUCUCUCCAGGGUAGUGUCACAACCCUCCAGCAGUGUCACCUCUGCGAUCGAUCGGAAGAAUGCCGCGGCGAGACUGGCGUUCCGGAGAGGGAUCCAUGAGAUUCGUUUCGAGUACCACGACACGACGUGGCUGCGGCUGUGGCAGAGCGUCGCGAAGAUCUCUUUCCGCAGGAGCGUUCUUCCCAUCGUCCAAGAGUACAUGCAAAGCGUCAAGAUGGAGAAGAAGCACUUGCUCAACGUCAUCUACAAGCUCCGGAUCACUGCGAAGUUUGGCCAGGCUCGCGAAAUAUGCGACUGGAUGAUCAGGAAUAAAGUUUUCGAGAUCGAGGAGUCGGACCACGUCCUUCUUCUGGAGCUGGUUGGCCGGAUCUCCAAGUUCCAAGCGACCAGGUGCUUCUGGGAGAUGCCGGCGGAGCUGAGAUCCGAGGCCGCCUACACCGCGAUGCUCCAAGUCUUCGCGAGAUGGCACGCCAUCCCCGCCGCCGAGGACACCAUGAGCGAGAUGAAGAGCCUCAACUUGAUCACUCGCGUCGAGCCUUACAACAUCAUGCUCGACAUGUACAAGCGCAAGAACGAGGACGACAAGGUCCGCGCCAUGUAUGACGAGCUCAGCUCUCUCGGCGUAGCUCCCGACGCUCACACGUACCUCAUCGUGCUGCGAGCCAAGCAGAAGAUCGGUGGCUUUGACGGGAUCGAGGCCGAGGUACGAAAGUUUCUGGAUGAGCAGCUCACGUCCAGGCAGCCGCUCUUCAUCUACGAGUGCAUGCUGCGGAUCUACACGCUGCUGCGAGACCUGACGGCCAUCGAGAACUUACGCUCCAUCCUCCUCAAGACGUUCAAGAAGUUCUCGUCCAGCAGCUACAACUGCUUGCUGGAUGCAUACAGGCAGCUGGGAGAGGUGGAGCGCGCCGAGAGGCUGUUCAACGAGAUUGGCAACAAGUUCACUCUCAACAUCCAGUCGUAUCGAGCCAUGAUCGCCGUGUACGCGAGCAACGGGCGCAUGGAGAAGGCAAACGAGCUCUACAAGCAGCUCUUCCGGGCCGGGUUUGAGUGCCAUCCCGCGAUCUAUCACGCGAUGGUGGCGGGCUACAUCGACGCCAGGGAUCACAGCAACGCGCUGAUACAGUAUGGAAAGGCGUGGGAUCGGAGCUUGCUGGGGCAUCCCAAGCCGCUGCGUGCCACCACGCUGCUGGUGCUGCGAGUUUUGGCCGAGCAGGGGGAUUUCUCGCGGGCCGAGAGCAUUGUUCGCGAUCUCAAGCGUGAGAGACAAGGGUCCGACGUCGAGGUUUACAACUGGCUGCUCAAGGCGUACAUCAAGGCAGAAGUUCCAGUGUUUGGGUUUGAUGGACGGAUGCUGGCAGCGGGCGUGAGGCCAAACGAUGAAUCGCUAGAGCUGCUGAGGCGGAUCAAUCUUCCAGCCAAGAAGGUGGAGACUAGAGAGAGAGAAGAGAGCAUCUAGGUGGGGUUUUGAGAAUAUUCUAUUCUCCAGGAUUGAUUAAUAUAUUUUUUUGUUUGACUAGUCAA
Molecule: messenger RNA, 1661 nt
Organism: Selaginella moellendorffii
Lineage: Eukaryota; Viridiplantae; Streptophyta; Lycopodiopsida; Selaginellales; Selaginellaceae
Product: pentatricopeptide repeat-containing protein At1g07590, mitochondrial
Exons: 3
Coding region: 1-1596 (531 amino acids)
Cellular component (GO): mitochondrion
Molecular function (GO): protein binding
Source: RefSeq, a predicted model, not a curated record